Messenger RNA from Zingiber officinale, 1479 nucleotides. RefSeq names its product alcohol dehydrogenase-like 6. Gene Ontology annotation, biological process: formaldehyde catabolic process. The coding region runs from base 146 to 1300 and encodes 384 amino acids. The record is from RefSeq and is a predicted model, not a curated record. NCBI's taxonomy places the organism in Eukaryota, Viridiplantae, Streptophyta, Magnoliopsida, Zingiberales, Zingiberaceae. The transcript is spliced from 10 exons. Gene Ontology annotation, molecular function: S-(hydroxymethyl)glutathione dehydrogenase [NAD(P)+] activity; zinc ion binding. Gene Ontology annotation, cellular component: cytosol.
AACCAUUGUAGGUUGUUGGCGUUCUGAGAUCGCACCUACUACACCGGCCGCACCUCACCACCUACCCCCUUGUUUAAUCUCUGGAUCCGAUCCCUGGAAAAAGGAGCUAGCAACCCUUCACAUUCGUAUCCUUUGCUCGUCGACCAUGUCAGCUUCCAUCCAAUCCUCCGGCGGCGUUAUCACUUGCAGAGCUGCGGUGGCGUGGGGGCCAGGGCAGCCGCUGGUGCUGGAAGAGGUGGAGGUCGCCCCGCCCAAGUCCAUGGAGAUCCGCGUCAAGGUCGUCUGCACCUCCCUCUGCCGCAGCGACGUUACCCAGUGGCAAUCUCAGGCACAGCCUGAUCUGUUUCCUCGAAUUUUUGGUCACGAGGCAUCUGGGAUCGUGGAGGGUAUAGGAGAUGGUGUAACUGAGUUUGAGAUUGGUGAUCAUGUGUUAACAGUGUUCAUAGGAGAAUGUGGGAGAUGUACGCAUUGCCGGUCCAGCAAGAGCAACAUGUGCCAAAACUUGGGGCUGGAAAGGAGAGGACUGAUGCACAGCGAUCAGAUGACACGGUUUAGAGUGAAAGGGAGACCUGCUUAUCAUUAUUGCGCAGUCUCUAGCUUUAGCGAGUACAUAGUUGUGCACUCAGGUUGUGCUGUUAAGAUAAACCCUACUGUGAGAAUGGAUAGGGCAUGCCUUCUCAGUUGUGGAGUAGCUGCAGGAAUUGGAGCUGCUUGGAAUGUUGCCGAUAUAUCAAAAGAGUCAACUGUAGUAAUUUUUGGACUUGGUACCGUGGGCCUUUCAGUAGCUCAAGCUGCCAAAAUAAGAGGUGCUUCACGGAUAAUUGGAGUGGACAUAAAUCCAGAAAAAUUUGAGAAAGGAAAGACUUUUGGAGUUACUGAAUAUAUCAACCCAGAUGAGUGCAGAGAACCUGUUCAGCAGGUUAUCAAGAAACUGACUGAUGGAGGGGCAGAUUUUUCUUUUGAAUGCAUUGGUGAUACCGAUAUUGUAUCAACAGCCUUACAGUCUUGUUGUGAUGGUUGGGGAGUGACCGUGACUUUGGGUGUACCAAAAACCAAACCAGAAGUUUCAACUCAUUAUGCUUUUCUUCUAACUGGAAGAACUUUAAAGGGUUCCCUAUUUGGAGGUUGGAAACCAAAGUCCGAUCUUCCAUCAUUGGUUGACAAAUACUCAAAUGGGGAAAUCGAAUUGGAUGAAUUUGUUACACAUGAUAUACCAUUUGAAAGAAUUAAUGAUGCAUUCGACCUAAUGAGAGAAGGAAGUUGCUUGCGAUGUGUGAUUCAUAUGCAAAAGGAAUUAUAGGUAUGGAAGUCUGGAGGCAAACAGCAAUUCACUUGUACCAAUUGAUUUAAAUUUGACAUCAUGCCAAAUAUGUUUACCUUCUACGGAGCUGAUUGUGUAUGUUUAAUCGUUUAAGAUAAUGUUGAUACAAGUUUCAAAUCUUAUUUUUCAGAUUAUGCAAAUUCAUUUUUUUCUAUCAA